AUGUUCUGGUAUCCUAACCAUUGCUCUUGGAGAAGCUCCCUCGCCUUGGCCGAUAGUAAUGCCACCGGGUUCCGAUGUUUCCUGCUCUCCUCCGAUCCAGAUGAUCUUCAACGUGGCGGGGUUGAGGUCUUCGACGGUCUCGACCCGAUCUCUAAACUCAUUGUUCUGCAUUCUGGCCGUCCCAAAAUGUCUUCUUUGAGAAAACCGACCCGUCCCCGAUGGUACCGGCCAGGCCGGUUAGCGCUGCAGGCCUGGAUUCCCGCCAUGUCUCACUUAGUCUCAGGUACUCUAAACUCAAUAGAAUCGUAA
Colletotrichum paranaense is the source of this 309-nucleotide messenger RNA. RefSeq lists its product as uncharacterized. The record is from RefSeq and is a predicted model, not a curated record. The coding region runs from base 1 to 309 and encodes 102 amino acids. The transcript has a single exon. Lineage: Eukaryota; Fungi; Ascomycota; Sordariomycetes; Glomerellales; Glomerellaceae.